CAUAUGAGUGAUUGAUAAGCACGGAAAGAAAUAUUCCUAAGUCAAACUUAUCUCCUCGGUUCCUCCUCUGUUUCUUGGUUAAACAUUUGCCUUCUCUCGGACUCUCGGCUCCCAUGCUCUUCCUCUCCUGGCGACGACGACUGGUCUAGCGGCGGCGCCAUUUGUCCUGUCUUCACCCAGCCCUUUGCCGGCGACGAGCGCAUCCUCCAGGUGGAUGAUGGUCUUCCAUCAUUGUUAACCGUUUGCAAGACAAAGUCCGUGAUUUGGUCUUAGUAGUUUCAUUUGCAAUUGGAUCUCAUUGAUUGUGCUGCGCUUACAUUCGAUCGAUCUCAGAACAUGGCACAAACAUGUACUGUUUCACAUUCUGAGAAUAAACGCAGUCUCCCAGCAUGGAUGCUGAAAGCAAGCUCAGUUAAUGAAGCCCCAAAGACCGAAGAUCAGAAUAAGGAGGCAUUGGAAUCUAAUGUGAAAAUAGGGGUUGUGGAUCCGACCAAUCCUAUCAAAAGGAUGGGAAGGCGGUUGAAGAAUGUUGAUUCAGAGAGUGCUAGUGAACUGGUAGGUUUGCAGCGAUGCGAGGGUAGAGAAAAGCCCAGAAGAAAGACCAAGGGUGUUGUCCAAGAUGAAGUUGAAGAAAUUAGGGAUGUAACUAUUAAGAAAGGAAGAAAAGCGAGGAAAGGAGCUGCUCCGAAGAAUAACAAGAAGCGGAAAUUGGAGAAUAUCAAAUCAGAAGCGUCAUCACCAGUAUCAGUGGAUGAUGACAUAGAGCUUACUGUGGAGGACCUUGUGAGUAUAGCUGAAGAGUAUGUAAAUGCUGAUAAACAGAAGCAGCAUGAACUUGAAGCCAAGAAGACUGCCAGAUGCAAAGAACAUUCCCCAUGUUCAACAAAUUUCACUGAAGCAGAUACUGGAAUAUCAGUAGUCAAUGCUCCACCAAUGAAGGAAUUGUUGCAGGGCGCAACAGCCACAGGAAAUACAAGAUCAAUCGAGCAUAUAGGAGACCAGAGCAAGAGCCAUCAAGAGCCGAAAUGUCCGUCAAGCUUCUUAACAACAGAAGAUGUUGCCCAGGAUAUGCUAAACCUGUUUCUCGGUCCUCUAUGGAGUAAAUCUGCAGGCUAUGCAAAAAAAUCCGAGCAUAUAGAAACAAUAACUAGGCCUACAAAUAAUCAUGUGCCAGGGGAGACAGACUGGCAUAAUGAAGUGCCAACGCAGGACGAACCAGUGAAGAAAUUCAUACCGCCUGCGACAACAAAUCUUGUGCCAGAGAAGAAAGACUGGCGUAGUGAACUACCGAAGCUGGGGGAGCCUGUAGCAAAGAAAAAGAGCAGCUUGAGAGAUAAGGUGGCCUUGUUUCUUUGACAUGAGAUGAGCAUUGAGGGGUGGAUUCUUCAUUCUUAUGAGACUCGAUCAGGUGGUUCUGAGCGUGUACAUUGCCUGUAAAUAUGAUUGUUCGCAGGAUUUUUUUUUCACAUGUAAUCAUAUUCUUUAGUUAAUAAGCUGGCUUCUCGAAAUGUAAGCCCGUCCUUGUGGGUGUGUAUUUGCUCUUCUACAGUUCUACUGGUGUUGGAUGGUAUAUUCGUAUGUGAGAAUAAAGGAUGUCCAGUGUAUUUUCAGUGGGAGUA
Molecule: messenger RNA, 1619 nt
Organism: Panicum virgatum (switchgrass)
Lineage: Eukaryota; Viridiplantae; Streptophyta; Magnoliopsida; Poales; Poaceae
Exons: 3
Coding region: 337-1356 (339 amino acids)
Source: RefSeq, a predicted model, not a curated record